Striga hermonthica is the source of this 577-nucleotide messenger RNA. NCBI's taxonomy places the organism in Eukaryota, Viridiplantae, Streptophyta, Magnoliopsida, Lamiales, Orobanchaceae. The record is from the annotation of a GenBank genome assembly.
CAACAGCCACCCCCGCCUCCAUCUCCACCUCACCAGUCAGUUCCUAACCAGGCUGAUGACCAUCUCAAUGUGGUUCUCCAGUUUCGGCGGUUGACCCCACCGGCUUUCGUCGGUGUUGGAGGGCCCACAGCCGUAGCAGAACUGAUUCGCCAACUCGAGCAGAACUUUGAUCUCCUUCAGUGUAUUGAUGUUCAGAAGGUUAUCUGCGGCCGUUGCCAGCUGAAUGGUGAUGCUGCAAUGUGGUGGUCCGAUUACUGGAGGCUGAGGCCGGGCGAGCUAGCCAACCUGACAUGGGAAAGGAUGAAUGAGGUGGUACUUGAGAAGUAUUACCCCCAGAGCUACCGUAUAAGUAUGGAACGCGAAUUCUGGGAUCUCCGUCAGGGGACCGGUACUGUUGAGGAGUACGAGCAGAGUUUCACCCGCAUGAGUGCUUUUGCUCCUCACUUGGUGGAUACUGAGCUGAAAAAGGCCACCAAGUUUCGUGACGGACUGCACCCCACCCUUCGUAUGCACCUUACUAUCCAUGGGAACCUUCUCUAUGGCGAAACUGUGAUUCUAGCUAUUCAGCUUGAGAGUU